Engraulis encrasicolus (European anchovy) is the source of this 6309-nucleotide messenger RNA. It is a transcript of the gene focad, whose product is annotated as focadhesin. Gene Ontology annotation, biological process: regulation of post-transcriptional gene silencing. The coding region runs from base 58 to 5712 and encodes 1884 amino acids. The transcript is spliced from 46 exons. The record is from RefSeq and is a predicted model, not a curated record. NCBI's taxonomy places the organism in Eukaryota, Metazoa, Chordata, Actinopteri, Clupeiformes, Engraulidae.
CGUGAGUCUUGAGAACUGGUUUGUUUAGCGCCAGAGAGUGUGUCAUGAAGACUGAAGAUGAGUGAAGGACUGAAGCAGAGAUUUGAGUUCCCCAGCUACCUCAUCCAGGCCCAGGGGGUGAGGAGUCUGGUAGCUGCGGUGUUGAAGGAGAAGAGUGAGAGUGAGAAGACUGGAAACACCUCACAGGGUCCGGCUGCUGAGUGCCUAUGGGAGCAGUGUUGCAGUGACUCCCUGGUGGUGCGAUCUGCUUGCUGUGAUGCGCUGGUGUUACUGGUGGAACAGGGACACGUGGAGCUCACACACACACUCAACACGAUACUCAACCUGCUGCCCUCCGCAAGGAAUGUGCAGGGUUUGAUAUCGGUGUUGUCCAAACUCCUGCAGCUGCAGCUCAAACAGGCCGACAGAGGAAAAGCCUUCACCUGCCCCUACUCAAUCAGGACGUUCCCUCAUCCCUUCAUCUCUCUGCUGGAGAACAGAGCCGACUGCUGGCCCUACCUGCUGCAGGAGAUACAGGACUCACUAGCACAGGCUACACACAGGGGCGAUGUGGAGUAUGUGUGCAUGCUGGCCCCGUUCCUGCGCUACCUGUACUGCGAGCCCCAGAGGAGCCCAGACCACGCCCUGCUGAGGCACUCCCUCAUCACCGCCCUGCUACCUGCACCAGGAGGCCCAUUGGGUCCAACAGGAGUACUAGCACCUGCGUCAGGAGGCCAACUGUCAUUACCUGCGUCAGGAGGCCCACUGACAUCACCUGCGUCAGGAGGCCCAUUGUCUGCUACAGGAGAGGUGGCACCUGCGUCAGGAGGCUCGUUAACAUCACCUGCAUCAGGAGGCCCUGUAGGUGGCAGUAAGGAGGUGACCUACAGUGUGGUGCGAUGCCUACUGGAGCUGUUACCACACAUGCAGGUGGACAGUGUGCAGGCUGUGCUGGAGCUGAGUGGUCUAGUGGGGGCGCUGUGCCCUCUGCUCCUGCAGGAAGAGGUGAAAGAGUGUGAGGAGGAGGAGGUGAAGAGUAAAGGAGGUGUGUGGGUGAGGGAGCGAGCGCUGCUGUGUCUGCACCUCCUGUGUGCCUGUCGUCUGUGCCUUACGCUGGGGGGAGACUGUAGACCCUUACUGCAGCCACUACGGAGACUGCUGCCCACCUGUGCACAGGUGUUACCUGUGGACCAGGUGCUGAUGGGUGUGUGUGUUCUCCUUCUCCAAGCGCCCCCACCUCAACAGACUACCCUGCUGGAACUGGUGGUGUGUGUGCUGGGUGUGUGCGUGGAGCACAUGCGUGUGUGUGUGGCUGGUGUGUUGCUGCUGCCGCUGCUGCAAGUCUUGUCCUCCUGUAGCCUGAUGGAGGCGCUCUCGGACACACAUACACGCCGAGCCAACCAGGCCCUCGCAACACAGCUUCUCAGCACCAUAGAGAGUGACGGUGUGUGUGAGAGUGUGUGUGAGAAUGUGUGCGAGGGUCUUCCUCUGAGCGUGUGGCAGUGUGAGCUUCAGGUGGCAUGCGAGACCCUACGCCGCAUCUCUGGCGUUCCCACGGCGACUGUGGAAUGGCUUCAUUCCGUCGGCUCCGCCCUGCCCCUGACUCAGGAAGUGCCCGAGCCAAUCACACUGCUGCUGGCCUACAGCAUCAACCGCAACCAUGGAGACACCUGCCGCCUCGCCCUGGAGACUGUUGCUACCCUCACUCAAGCACACCCUGCACAGGUUCCGCUGUUGUUGCCUGUAUUAAUGUAUAAGUUGGGGAGGACGACUGAUCCAGCGCUCACACACUCUCUCCUCUACACACUGCCCAAGAUGGCCACACACAAGCUGUGUGUUCCACAGGUGCUGCACGUGCUGCAGACUCUGUGCAGCGCCCCCAAGCUGCGGGCCGUGGUGCUGCGCCUCAUGACGGCCCUCUGGGAGAGACAGGACCGUGUGUACCCUGAGCUGCAGCGUCUGAUGUGUGUGUUGGAGAAGGGCGCCGCCCUGGUGGGCAGAGAGGGGCAGUGGGAGCAGCUACUGGCCAGGGCAGCAUGUAUCAGGGAUAUAUGCAAACACAGGCCCUAUCAGCAUGGAGGUGACAUGUUGGCUGCGAUCACACACACACUGUCCCAGUGCACUCGCAGGGACCAGGCCACCCCUGCCACCCUGGCACUGCAAGCCCUACAGGAGCUGUGCAGAGCAGAGGUGGUUGACAUUGGCUCCACGUGGAGGGCCCUGUCCCCUCAGCUGUGCUCUGACUCCAGACCCCUCAUCAUGAAGAGCACUGCAGAACUGCUGUCACUCGUACCACAACUAGCAGUCAAGACGGAGGACUACGAGAAGCUGAAGGAGCAGGUGGUGGCUGUGCUGUGGGGGUCUGCCCUCUACAAGGAUCCUGAGGUGGCCAAUGCUGGCUACAAGGCGUUGUCAGAGUUCCCAGAGGCCUGCAAUCUCAUCAUGCACCUGCCAGAACAGGCUCGUCCGGAGAGGAAGCAUGCUGAUAGUGAGGAAGAGGAGGGUGGAGAGCAGCAGAAGGAGGAAGACGUGUGUGUACCCGGAGCCUCCUACAUCAAACUCAUCGCACACACAGCAGCACCUGUACUACCAGCCCUUGGUAUCUUCCUGAAGGCCCUGAUUGGUCAGGAGAUGGCUGUGAUGCCGCGCGGGGUGUACCACUCUGCCCUGCGCGGGGGGAACCUGCGAUCGGACCAGGGCAAGACUCUAGCGGGGGUGCCCGGCUUCAUGCUGAAGAGUUAUGAGAAGAACACUCAGCCUGGACUCAAGCCUGGACUGGCAGCUGGACUGCUGCUGUGCUAUGACCUGCCAGUCCAGACGGACAGAGACGGUAGACCAAUCAGCCGCUUCCUUGUCAGCCGGGGGCGGAGCUAUCAGCAGACGUUGGCAGCUCUCAUCCACGAGGUGAAUAUCCAGCCGUCUGAGUGGCAUCGUUCUCUGCUGCUGCCUCAGGCCUGGAGAGGCUUCAUGAGCAGAGCCUACCAUGCUGUACUGCAGGGUCGUAAGGCUGAGUUGGAGAUGCAACAGAAGCAGGGGAAGGCCAGUCCAGAGGAACUGCAGUACAAGCAACACUGCUCCUGGCUAUGGGUUCGAGACCAGCUUACCGAUGUUGUUAAAUCUGCAGCCAAAGAGUCUCCGGUGGUCCAGGGUAACUCCAUUCUGGCUCUGAGUGGACUGGCUGCAGAACUCACCAAGUACGAGAGCAACCUGCCACAGGAUCGAGAGGGGGGGCUAGGGGCGGGGCCAGAGAUUCUGCCGACGGUCCAUUGGCUGUCGAUGGUGAUUGACACUUUGUUGAGCAUAGUGAGCAGCAGCUACAAGCCUAAGGGGCAGGUCUUCCCCUGGUUCCAACAUCGUUCCUACUCUGGUGAGAACACUGCCAGUGUUAUAGCGCGUUCCUGUGCUUCGCUGGGCCUGACGCUGCUGGUCCCGGUGCUGGUCACCUACCAGAGGGAGGCCCUGCCCGACAUCCUGUCCCUGCUGACUGCAGCCCUGCCUGGGCAGCCCAACGCCGACGAGUCCCAGGCUUUACAGUUCCACACAGGCCUCGUGCUGGGCAUGCUGCUCUCUGCACUGCAGGAGGAGAGAAUCAGCGAUGUGUCGGGCCAGUCCAUGUCUCAGCUUCUCUCCUCCUCUCUGGACUCUCUGGAGGCCUGCUGUUACGACCCUAAUCUGGAGUACAAUGCAGGGUGUGUGUUGGGUGUGGGCCUGGCGGUGUGUGGUCUAGGGCGCAGUACCAGUAGUGGCCAUGAGGGAGUGGUAGAGAACAGACUGGUGCUGUCACUACACAAGCUGCUGUCAGCACUACAGGAUGACAACACACAGCAUGGACGCAUGGCACAGGAGGUGCUGGCCUACUCGGUGGCGUGUGUGUGCGUGUCAGGCUUCAGAAGCGGGCUGGUGAACGCUGAGAAAGCUGAAGAGGUCAUGAACACACUACGCAGCAUGACGGAGGAGAGCCAACAGACACCAGGUUUCGCGUUGGCUCUGGGCGUGGUGGUGCACGGUCUUUCCUGUGGAGGCCACGGCAAAGCAGAGGACAUCAUGCCCCGCCUCCUGGGAGCUUGGACCAAGAUCCUAUUGGCUGAGGGUUGUCCUACUAUGCAGAGGCUGGCUGCUCUUAAUGGCCUGGUGGCGCUGGUGGGAUCAGAGGACGCUCUCAUUCAGUUGCGGGGUGAGCAAGAGCAGACUUCACAGCAGCAGAACAGACUUAACGAGGUCAUCAAGUCCAUCACACAGGUGAUCUCGUUCUCCGGUGCGAUUGGUCUGCAGUCCAAUGGGGCGUGUCUAGUGGGUCACCUGCAUCUGGCCCACCUGUCCUCCAGUCACACACGCACCGCAGUCCCCCAGGACUUCAGCUAUCUGCCAGAGAGGAGUGUCAUCAGGGCUGCUGUGGACUACCUUACACAGGCUGGAAAGAAAGGUCCGGAGUUCUCGACCCCUGAGCAGGUGAAGACAGCCUUGUCGCCGCUAGCAACAGUGGGCGGGGCUUACCAGUACCCACCAGUCAACUGGAGUGGCCUUCUCUCACCUCUGAUGAGGCUCAACUUCGGUGAGGAGGUGCAGCAUCACUGUAUAGAGCUGGCCGCCACUCAGGCCCAGUCUUCCCAGAGUGCAUCUCUCUUCCUGUCCACUUGGCUGGCCCCGCCCCUCGUACACAGCCUCAGCAUGCGUACGCGGGCCCACCUGUAUGAAUGUUUGGGCGUCUGGAUGCGGCAUGUUGCAGAGGACAAGCUCCAGGUGUACGUGGAGUCUCUGGGGGUUCAGCAGUUCACCUCUGAGCUCCGCCCCCAGCGUGGGACCUUGUGCUCCGCCCUGCUGAGGGGGCUCUCUGUUGCCAUGGCGAUGGCCAAUCCCCCGCAGGCCUGCUGGGCAACAUUGUGCAGCGCCACAGAGAAGAUAUACACACUGCUGCCCGGCCAAAUACAGGAUGGCGAUGUGGAGCUGUAUGAGGGCGUGGCCAAGUGCCUGUCUGAGAUGAGCGACUCUGAGAUUGACAAGAUCACCACGGUAACAGAGGCCAGUGUUGAGAAGGCAGCUUUCACCUUGGCACUGCUGUGUUCAAAGGGGCGUGUUCCCCUGCUCAGCCUUAAUGAUGUCAUCAGCGCCGCUCUGCAGCUGACCAAUAGGGACAGGGUGGGCUGGAUGCUGCUGCAGUGCCUCUACCAAUCACGCUUUGCCUCAGGAGACAACACAGGUGUUGCUCGGCGUAUGGAAUGGCUGCUGGAGUUAAUGGGCCACAUCCGGAAUGUAGCGUACGGAUCAACAACCGUCAAAUGUGACAGCAUCACACAGGCCACUGACUUCCUGCUGGGCGUGUUCUGUGCUGCUUUGGUGUCCUGGGCCAACCUCUCUAUGCCCCUGCUGCUGGGGGUGCGGGCUCAAUGGCUCCCCUGGAUGCAGGCUAGGGAGCAGCAGCAGCAGCAGCAACAGCAACAGCAACAGCAACAGCCUGGCCUGGCACACCUGCUCUACGGUGCCCCCUCUGCUCAGGAGAGGGUACUGCAGCGCUGUCAGGCCGCACUGCCACACUGCAUGGCACAGCUACUGGCCAAGGAGCCGUGGAGGGCACAGUCCCAGAAGUUCAUCGAUUGGCUGUUCAGCAUGGCAGAGGCUCCAUCCACUGGCUUAUCAGAGCGCGCCAUCUUCAGUGCCAAAGCUGCCCUCCUGUCCUUGAAGGCUUCCCCAGAGUUCAAGAAGAAGGGGGUGUGGACCAGAGCAUACGGCUGGUGAUGCACACAAACACUGAUACACACACACGCACACUGAAACAUGCCAACAGAUUUGUGUAUAAAUGCGAGCAAAGACCAAAUGGUUAUUACCAAUGGACCAAUGCAAUAUGGCUGAUGAAGGAGCACAGGAGCAAAAUCACACACACACACACACACACACACACACACACACACACACACACACACACACACACACACACACACACACACACACACACACACACACAGGCAUUCUGCUUACCUUCCUGUUGCUAUGCUGCCACUCUAACAAUAUGGCCAGAAGCAGAAACCUCAUCAUCGUUUGUCUCUCCAUCCUGGAUCCUGUUAAACUCACCCACUGCAACCUUGUGUGUGUGCGUGUGCGCUUGUAUGUGUGUGUGUGUUUGUUUGUGUGUGAGGUGGUCCAGACUAAGUGGUUUUCUGCUCCAGUCAACACUAUGACGACAACUACAUAUCCCAUGCUCCCUUGCAACCUCUGGACUUCCUUUUAUCGGUCAUAGAGCUUGGGAUGUCAUAUGACCAUCUUGUGGCCAAUGUAUGUAACUUGCCAAUAAAAAUGUUAUCCUAAGCCAAUAAAAAUGCUGCUUGGUUUUGAAAA